AACUUACCAUCUCAUUUUCAUCAAUACCUAGAGCGAAAACCUCCGUGCUCACAAAAGUAGCUGUACCAGCACUCCACUCCACCAUGUCUCCUAACUGUCCCCACUCUCUUCCCACACCAUCCCCUACCCCCUCUCCAAAACCGCAUAAAUCCAAUCCCGGCGGCACCUGGUUCUCGCAAUUCCCCCCCUUCGUCUACGAUCCCACCGCAGGUCUAAAAUCCAACUUCGAGCGCCUCGCCAACGCCCGGAACUGGGGUGACAAACUCAGACGCAAGCGCUGGAACCAAUGUCAGGCCGCCGAAUUCGAUGCUGCCUAUGGGAAAGAUACAUCCAAGUUGGAGUCGUGGCAGGCGCUUUGUCGCGAGGUGCUUAUUACCGAGGUCCCGACGAGUAUUACACAGUGCAGAACGGUUCUCGGAAGCAAGAAUGUACUGGUUAACUUGGUGAAUCUGAUUGAUCAUCGCAACAUGGGGGUGCCUGUGAUACGGUUCAAGAGUUACGCGGCGUUUAGGAAAUAUACGACUGAUGGAAGGAUUUUUUCCAAGGAGAAGGCGAAGGAGGAGGGGUUUAUUAGGGCGCUUUUGAGGGUGCUUUAGUGGGGGUGGUGUGAGUAUGAGAAUGGGAAUAGGGCGGGGUCUCUGUGUUUCUCUCCUUUUUACUCUCUUUAGGUAGGAGUUAAAGUAUCCAUGCCCUAUCUUGAGAGAAUGAAAGAGCUUAAAAUAUAUCUUCUCGUGCCUCU
Bipolaris maydis ATCC 48331 is the source of this 739-nucleotide messenger RNA. RefSeq lists its product as uncharacterized. Lineage: Eukaryota; Fungi; Ascomycota; Dothideomycetes; Pleosporales; Pleosporaceae. The record is from RefSeq and is a predicted model, not a curated record.